Molecule: messenger RNA, 2095 nt
Organism: Rattus rattus (black rat)
Lineage: Eukaryota; Metazoa; Chordata; Mammalia; Rodentia; Muridae
Gene: Esr1
Product: estrogen receptor 1
Exons: 9
Coding region: 216-2018 (600 amino acids)
Biological process (GO): regulation of DNA-templated transcription; steroid hormone receptor signaling pathway
Cellular component (GO): nucleus
Molecular function (GO): nuclear estrogen receptor activity; DNA-binding transcription factor activity; zinc ion binding
Source: RefSeq, a predicted model, not a curated record
ACACAUCCACACACGCUCUGCCUUGAUCACACACCGCGCCACUUGAUCAUUCGAGCACAUUCCUUCCUUCCGUCUUACUGUCUCAGCCCUUGACUUCUACAAACCCAUGGAACAUUUCUGGAAAGACGCUUUUGAACCAGCAGGGUGGCCCAUCCGCUGCUGAGCCCUCUGCGUGCGCGGGAAGCCAGUCUGUACCUCGGCGGCUGCCACUGACCAUGACCAUGACCCUUCACACCAAAGCCUCGGGAAUGGCCUUGUUGCACCAGAUCCAAGGGAACGAGCUGGAGCCCCUCAAUCGCCCGCAGCUCAAGAUGCCCAUGGAGAGGGCUCUGGGCGAGGUGUACGUGGACAACAGCAAGCCCGCCGUGUUCAACUACCCCGAGGGCGCCGCCUACGAGUUCAACGCCGCCGCCGCCGCCGCGGCCGCCGCCGCCUCGGCUCCGGUCUAUGGCCAGUCGAGCAUCACCUACGGUCCCGGGUCCGAGGCGGCCGCCUUUGGUGCCAAUAGUCUGGGGGCUUUCCCCCAGCUCAACAGCGUGUCGCCCAGUCCGCUGAUGCUGCUGCACCCGCCGCCGCAGCUGUCGCCGUUCCUACACCCGCAUGGCCAGCAGGUGCCCUACUACCUGGAGAACGAGCCCAGCGCCUACGCUGUACGCGACACCGGCCCUCCCGCCUUCUACAGGUCCAAUUCUGACAAUCGACGCCAGAAUGGCCGAGAGAGACUGUCCAGCAGCAGCGAGAAGGGAAACAUGAUCAUGGAGUCUGCCAAGGAGACUCGCUACUGUGCUGUGUGCAACGACUAUGCCUCUGGCUACCAUUAUGGGGUCUGGUCCUGUGAAGGCUGCAAGGCUUUCUUUAAGAGAAGCAUUCAAGGACAUAAUGAUUACAUGUGUCCAGCUACAAACCAAUGCACCAUCGAUAAGAACCGGAGGAAGAGUUGCCAGGCCUGCCGGCUGCGCAAGUGUUACGAAGUGGGCAUGAUGAAAGGCGGGAUACGGAAAGACCGCCGAGGAGGGAGAAUGUUGAAGCACAAGCGUCAGAGAGAUGACUUGGAAGGCCGAAAUGAAAUGGGCACUUCAGGAGACAUGAGAGCUGCCAACCUUUGGCCAAGUCCUCUUGUGAUCAAGCACACUAAGAAGAAUAGCCCCGCCCUGUCCUUGACAGCUGACCAGAUGGUCAGUGCCUUGUUGGAUGCUGAACCACCUUUGAUCUAUUCUGAAUAUGAUCCUUCUAGACCCUUCAGUGAAGCCUCGAUGAUGGGCUUAUUGACCAACCUGGCAGAUAGGGAGCUGGUUCAUAUGAUCAACUGGGCAAAGAGAGUGCCAGGCUUUGGGGACUUGAAUCUCCACGAUCAAGUUCACCUUCUGGAGUGUGCCUGGUUGGAGAUCCUGAUGAUUGGUCUGGUCUGGCGCUCCAUGGAACACCCGGGGAAGCUCCUGUUUGCUCCUAACUUGCUCCUGGACAGGAAUCAAGGUAAAUGUGUAGAAGGCAUGGUGGAGAUCUUUGACAUGUUGCUGGCUACGUCAAGUCGAUUCCGCAUGAUGAACCUGCAGGGAGAAGAGUUUGUGUGCCUCAAAUCGAUCAUUUUGCUUAACUCUGGAGUGUACACAUUUCUAUCCAGCACCUUGAAGUCUCUGGAAGAGAAGGAACACAUCCACCGAGUCCUGGACAAGAUCACAGACACUUUGAUCCACUUGAUGGCCAAAGCUGGCCUGACUCUGCAGCAGCAGCAUCGCCGCCUGGCCCAGCUCCUCCUCAUCCUUUCCCAUAUCCGGCACAUGAGUAACAAAGGCAUGGAGCAUCUCUACAACAUGAAAUGCAAGAAUGUCGUGCCUCUCUAUGACCUGCUGCUGGAGAUGCUGGAUGCUCAUCGUCUUCAUGCCCCCACCAGUCGUAUGGGAGUGCCCCCGGAGGAGCCUAGCCAGAGCCAGCUGACCACCACCAGCUCUACUUCAGCACAUUCCUUACAAACCUACUACAUCCCCCCGGAAGCAGAGGGCUUCCCCAACACCAUCUGAGAACUCCCAGGCUCCCCACAAGGUCCUCGAAUCCCUGAAACAUUUUACCCAUGUCCUGUAUGACUUUAGCAGAAUUC